Octopus bimaculoides (California two-spot octopus) is the source of this 3198-nucleotide messenger RNA. RefSeq lists its product as uncharacterized. Gene Ontology annotation, biological process: centrosome-templated microtubule nucleation; centrosome duplication; centrosome cycle. Gene Ontology annotation, cellular component: centriole; cytoplasm; pericentriolar material. NCBI's taxonomy places the organism in Eukaryota, Metazoa, Mollusca, Cephalopoda, Octopoda, Octopodidae. The record is from RefSeq and is a predicted model, not a curated record. Gene Ontology annotation, molecular function: protein kinase binding.
CUAGAUUCCGGCACUUCUAAAUUAGAUGCAGACGAAGCAGAAUUCAAUGGAAGAAAUGAUUGCUCCAAUUACGAUAAAUGCUUAGAAGUACCCCUGGCUACUGAUUUGACCGACUGGAGUUACUGUAGUCAUCUCAGCUUUGUUAACCAAGGAGAAAAAGACCGGAUGUCCGUUGGCACCUAUAUGAGAAUAGGCUCUGAAACUCUGCCAAAUUCUUUUCUGUACAACCAAUCCUUGUCAAUCGCUGCUUCAACUGUCUUGGAGAAUUUGGCAGAUGUGGGAACCAGAACCGCAUCUGUGCAGCUGCAAGAUGUCCAACACCCUGUGCACAUGUCGGCAAAGAAGAAUAAGAAUCUGGAGGCAGCAAAUCCUAAGCAGAAUCCUACAGCAGAAUCGUUUUGUGAACAGUUGCAAAUACCGGAUGAGAAACAGGAGGGUAAUAAUAAUAAUAAUAGCGACACAUUGCAGAGUGAUGGUUGUCAAGACAACAAUCUCACCUUGGUUUCACAGUCUUUGGUUAGCAACAGUUUAAUCUCGGAUAUGCUCAAUGGAGUGAGCUUGUCCUUGCCCUGCAAAGAAAUAGCGUCUAGAUUUGAAUCCGAAGUUAACCACAGGUGCCGGUCAAGAGAAAGUGUUCAGAAAAAGGAACCGUCUCAUCAGAUUGAUGCCAAAUACUGCAAAGCAGCGACAUCACAAAGUGACACUUCUUCAAGAGUCACUGGUGGUCUGGAGUUACCCACCCCCACACAACAGCUUCACAGUGAUGCCACACAGGGUUUGAACCCCUCCCAAAUAGCUUUGCAUAGUUUCAAUGAUGAGGCUCCGUUUACAGAACUUUCUGUGUCUUUAUCAAGUGCAGAUACAUUGAGGGACCCAUUGUUACUGGAGUCGAGUUCUUCACAUACUCGGAAUGGUCCAUUAUCAUCGGCACCAAUUUCCGGACGCACACAGAAAUCUCUGUUGUCGUUGACACCAAGUCUUAGAGAUGCUCGGAAAGUUACCUCUUUGUCAGCACCAACUUCUACAUACACUCGGAAAGUUCUAUUUUCGUCAGCACCAAGUUCUAUGGACACUCAGAAAAUUCCGUUGUCAUUGGCACCAAGUUCUAUAGACACUCUAAAAGUUCCUUCUGUGUCGGCGCCAACUUCUAUAUUACAUACUGCUUCAUCAAUGUCAAGUUCAACUCAUUCUUCGACACUAGCAGCAUCCACAGCUACUCAUGAUCUGAGAACCAAACUCUCUUCCGAGACACCUGUAAAUAUCUCCAGAGGUGUAUUUUCUCCAGGUACAUCUAUUACUCACUCCAUGCAAACUGUGCCUUCCCAAGUACCUGCUCCUAGCUUCAUACAGAGUAGAUCUUCUCCCGGUGCAGAUUCUACUCACUCCAUACAAACUGUUCCCUCCACAGGAGUAUUUAAUCUUGACAUGCUGGGUGGUAUACCUUCUCGAGAAAGACCGGCUGUGUCAGCUACUUCUAUUUCUACUACCAAUGCUGCCAGUAAACUUCAGAGAACAGUAUAUUCUGCACCUACUGUAUCAUCAAAAACCCACAAAUAUGUGUCUUCUCCGUUACCUGGCUCUAAUCGCCCACAGGUCAGCAGUGACAUACAACACCAAGAUGAGUUUGUUCGACCACAUCGUGUAAACUCCCUUGACUCCCUGAGAGGGAAAGCUUUGGCUACUAACAAGAAUGCUUACGUUCCUCAAUCUAGACUGUCGAUGAGAUCCGGAACUGGUACCGGUGAAGAUAACUUGCAGCGUCAUUUAAGCUUCAAUGGUGAACCACUCAAGUCUGAAACAAACCUUGCCUCUUCCACUAAAACGAAACCAGAAGCCACCAAAAUAUCGAUGGCUGAUGUCGGACCCUAUUGUGAAAAUAAGAAAUUCAGUGAUAAUACUAUGCACCCAAGUAGGGAGCUGAAAGGGCCACCGAAUGAGGGCGGUUCAGUGCAGCAUGCUAACAAAACAAAGCAGAACUUCAUUGGUGAAGGCAAUGACGAAUCGAAGCUUUGGAAGACAAUCAUUGAGGAACCCCUCGAACAAACUCAGUUGAAUCCAUUCAUGUCCAUCCUGGCUGCUAGCGAGCCACUUUCUAAAGAUCAGCUUGGCCACAACGGAAACUGCAGUUCUGUUUUAGCAGAUCCCAAUCUAGCAGCAUGCAAAUCCGUCUUGGACGUGUCCUCACUGGCCAAAUUCUCAGACUGCUGUAUCGGUAUUGCUGAGAAGAGUUCAAUAACUAUAAGAAACCUGAGUAACUACUGGGUGGAGUGUAACAUUGAAUUGGUUCAUAUCUUAGUGAACGGACUAGAGAUGAGCACGACUGAUUACUGCCCAUUUCUUUUGAAAUCUAAAAUUGCACUAGGUCCGACGGAAGUCAACGAAUAUGAGGUAAUAUUUUUCCCACAAGAACCUGGCUCCUACGUCGCUAAAGUCAAAGUGGAAUCCUUCACACAAACCGCAUCGAGUAAACAUAAGAAUGAGACAGCAGCGCCCUCAGCGCACUUUGUGAAGCUGGUGGCUGUUGCUGACUCUCCGAGAUUGCAUAUUGAACCAAAGUCAUUGGAUUUUGGUAAGCAGAGUUGGGGCACAAGUAAGAGUUUACCAGUGAGGCUGGCCAAUAAGAGCAAUGCCAAACUACCUCUUAGAUUGGUUAUAUCGUCUCAAGGUGUGUUUCGUUGGGAUCAUUACUCCAUAGUGGAGAACGUGAGAGAAGAAUGCAGCUAUGCAGUGAGCAACAAAACUAUUUGUAAUCUGGUCCUUCCUGGCUCUCAGGCUGGCUGUAUGCUUAACAUGUUGAGCCUUCAAGUAUUUUGCGACCUUGCCAAAAACUCUGCCCUCAAGGAUAACACUAAAUCUGCCUCCCUUGUCGGACUUGUUGAAAUACAGUUGGAUGUACCCAAUUCCCUGCCACCCCUGGCUGUUAUUCACCUCAGUGUUGUUGCUGGGAUCUACAACUUACAGAUCAUUAAUGGAGUUGAUUUAAUUAAAAUGGAGACUUCUUUAAUGACACCCCACACGCACAAAGUGACCUUACUAAAUUCCGGCACCUUUGAUUUCAAUGUGAUGUUAUACAUUAACAACAGUGAUAACGUAUUCAGCUUGGACAGCAAUCGGAAAAGCAUCUCGGUUGGCCAAGUGGCCAGUGUUCAUGUUACCUUUCACCCGACUGAUGAAGCUGUCAAAUCUUACAACAUGUGA